This is a messenger RNA of Colletotrichum phormii, 456 nucleotides long. RefSeq lists its product as uncharacterized. The record is from RefSeq and is a predicted model, not a curated record. Lineage: Eukaryota; Fungi; Ascomycota; Sordariomycetes; Glomerellales; Glomerellaceae. The transcript has a single exon. The coding region runs from base 76 to 435 and encodes 119 amino acids.
ACAUGUCUUACGGAUUUGGAAGAUCUCACUGUGUUGGAGACUGAGCUGCCAACGAUAUUCCGAAGUCCCGAAGACAUGGCAAAUGCAGACAUCACUGCUCGUCUGCCUGCCAAGCUCACGCAACUGACCCUACACGAUAUCUGGUACUCGGAUCCAAGGUACUGUCUGUACUCUUUGGCCCCAGGCUCUCGUCCCUGGAUCCAUGAGAGAUUGGAUGCCAGCACUGAACCUCUGACUGCAAUGCUACUCCGUCUGGCGUCGUCAUGUUUGGCCGGCCAACUGUCUGGUCUCCGAAAGGUGGCCGUGAAGACUCCCACUUACGAACACGACAGAGGCAGUACUUGUGACAAAAUUGUAGAAGCAUUUGCGAAGACUGGAGUUUUGUUCGAGCUGAUAUCCGCUCACUCAACAUUUCCAUGUCCAUUAACGCGGUAACAUCAGAGAAUGGCUGUCAAG